CGGGGCUGUGGAAGCAAUAAAACAUUUAUUUUAUUCUCUAGUGUAUACAAUUUUUAUUUUUAAGGAUUGGAGACGUCUAUUGCGCUGCCCGAGACUAUCUUCAGGUAAUCGAGAUGUGUCCAGAUAGAUUGGAGGCUUAUAUCGGUCUUGUGAACUGUUUCCUGUCCCUCAAGUGGUUGGAUGAGGCUAUUGCAUGGCUCCUCUAUGUAAAAGAUAUGAAACCGGACCUGGCCAACGACGAGGAGUUCAAAGCUCUGCACACAGAAGUGGUCACCCUAAAAAAUAACUUUAAAAGGAAGGAAGAGGGUGACAAAUACUUUAAGAACUUUAAAAAGAUAGGGAGCAGGGAAAUGGCGUUAAAGACAAACGCUAAGGACUUUGAACUUCGUUUCCUGGGACAUUGCAAUACUACAACUGAUAUUAAAGAAGCAAGCUUUUUGGGAGAGGAUGGGAAUUACAUUUGUUCUGGUUCGGACGACGGGAUUAUUUUUAUAUGGAAUAAAAAGACGACAAACCUGGUAAACGCACUUUGGGGAGAUGUCUCCAUAGUCAAUUGUGUCCAGCCUCAUCCUAGUUCUUGUCUCAUAGCUUCGAGCGGCAUUGAUUCUGUAGUUAAGCUAUGGUCGCCAUCUGGAGAGGAUGAAGCAGAGACAAACACACGUGUCGUUAAGGAUCUUUGGCUGGCAGUGGAAGCAAAUCAGCAGAGGAUGACCAAAGACCCUUUUGAGAUAAUGCUGACCAACAUAGGAUAUCGUAUGAGUCCCGCGGAGGGUCAGGGGAUGCCCACCUGUCGAACCACUUAACACUAACUGCUGAUAAAUACUGCGAAAAAGAAUAUUUUUUAAUUUAGUUACGUUAUCCUUUUUUUAUUGUUGUUAUCUUCGUCAAUUUCUUCACGUAUUUAAUAAAGACAGCAAAAAACAA
Molecule: messenger RNA, 924 nt
Organism: Agrilus planipennis (emerald ash borer)
Lineage: Eukaryota; Metazoa; Arthropoda; Insecta; Coleoptera; Buprestidae
Product: WD and tetratricopeptide repeats protein 1-like
Exons: 3
Coding region: 114-803 (229 amino acids)
Biological process (GO): negative regulation of fatty acid biosynthetic process
Cellular component (GO): cytoplasm; Cul4-RING E3 ubiquitin ligase complex
Molecular function (GO): protein binding
Source: RefSeq, a predicted model, not a curated record